Messenger RNA from Trichoderma harzianum CBS 226.95, 1557 nucleotides. RefSeq lists its product as hypothetical. The record is from RefSeq and is a predicted model, not a curated record. Lineage: Eukaryota; Fungi; Ascomycota; Sordariomycetes; Hypocreales; Hypocreaceae. Bases 1 to 1557 code for a protein of 518 amino acids. The transcript is spliced from 3 exons.
AUGAAUUAUCUUCAAUAUCCCGAGCCUCUCAAGCAAAUCCAUGUUGGACGCGGCCCCAAUGGAUAUGAAGAUGCUUUAACCGCAGAUGCCGAUGAAACCUUUUACAAAUGGGAGCAUGAGACGAUCAAAGCCAAGCUCAUGCGGCUCUGCCCCCCUCCCCUCUGGCCUGCUGAGUCCUACAAGGCUUAUUGCCCUCGACCCAUCCUCAUCAACGGCCAUCAUCAAUCAGUGUUACGGGAGCUCAGCGAUGCGUUGGUGACCUCGGUUACUGAUAUCGUGAGCCGCUGGUGGCUUGAUGCUGACGCCCAGCUUCCCAAGCGAAUGCCUCUUGGGGAGAAGGAACAGGAUCUCUUGAAAUACGUAGGACUACAGUCCAUAAUUGGCAGAUUGCCGGAUUAUGAAGCAUGCAGAGGCUCGUGGAGGCCCGACUUCAUGGUCGAAGAAAUCAAGGCCCGAGAUGGAGUCGCGGUAGAAAACUUUCGGAUUACCGAGAUCAAUGCUCGGUUCUCGUUUAAUGGGUUUAUGCACGCGACGUAUGGACACAUGGCCUUAGAAGAUACAGGCAUGGGGAGUCACGGACUCGUCAGCGCUGCACAACCAAAAGAGAUUGUUGAUAAGCUAUUCACUCUGUUCCGGCGGGAUCGCCCAGUCCAUCUUCUCAAAGGCCAGGAGGCUGGAAUGGACAUUCACAUGUUCGUCGACGCUUUCAAACGUCGCAUGGGCUACGCUCCACGAAUCAUUAGUUCUGCAGACUUGAGGCUGGUAUCAGACCGCAGAAGCAAGUCCGGGUAUAAGCUCUGUGCCGUCGUCAAGAAGCCCGAGCGAGGCAAUGCCACGCCCGACGUGUCGUCCUUCUCCUUCACCAGUGACGGAGAGCUAGUGGAGGAGGUCUAUCAGGUAGGGCUGGAGCUGCAUCAGCGUGAGCUGCUUGCCAUGAACCCCGAGAUGUUGCGUGAGAUUAGCUUGCGUUGCUUCAACGACAUGAGGACCAUUUUGUUGGUUCAUGACAAGCGAAUGCUGGGCAUCAUUAAGCAGGAACUCCCGAAGCAAGCGUUUCUAGGGAUCAUCACGAAGAGGCAGGCUAUGAUCCUCGACAGGAGUAUUGCCGAUACAUAUCUCCCAGGGUCGAAUGAGCUUAGACAACUCUUGGUUCACUCAGAGGCACAUCCAGAAGUUCGCAAUGGUUACAUCUUGAAGCCCAUUCGCAGCGGAAAGGGCGAUGGCAUCAGGUUUGGCGAUGAUAUCACCGACGAGGAGUGGAUGGCGGCACUAAAGCUUCAGCUGUCCCCAAAUCUCGAGCUAGACAGAUGUUGUGUGAUACAGCGUCGGAUUAUCCCUCGCCUGUAUGGCGUGAUACUGAAGGCCUCGGGAGAGAGGGUGAUGUACCCCUUGAUCGGCACGUUCAUGGUCAUCCACGGAGGCCUGCUCGGGCUUGCACUCUGGCGGAGUAGUGAUGAUCGGAUCUGUGCCAUCAGUCACGGUGGAGCUUGGCUUUGUUCCGUGAUACACAAGGAUGUGGUUGCGGCGGGCGAGAGUGUCUCAGAGGGUUCCUAUUAG